UUUUUUUUAUUAUAAACAUGUUUAAAAAAUAAUAAAUUUAAUCAUUUAACCGUUAUUUUAGUAUUACUAAAUUGGUGCAAAAUCGCUUCUAUAGUGUUUCCUGUAGUCGCAAGUUUUAAUUGCAGCUAUAGGUUGAACAAAUUUUUUUUUUUUUUUGAAAGAGGGCCUAUAGGCUGCCUACAGCUGUGUUUCAGUAAAACGCGGCUAUAGCCUGCCUCCAGCUAUGUUUCAGUAAAACGUGGCUUAAACCAUGUCUAUAUUUGCGUUUCUUUAAACUCGGCUACAGGUUUGGUAUAAAUUAUAAAAAAAAUAAAAAAAAAACCCUCAGAUUAUAUUUCACUCUAAUCCGGUCUCUCACUCUCUCCCUUUGACUCCAAACCCUCACCGCCGAUCCACCCCUCUACCACCGAUACUCCUCACCAUGGCCGAAGCCUUUCACAUCUCAGCCUCAACUUCUCUCUAAAACCAAAACCUAUAAACUCUCCCACUCUAGAUCGGUCUCACCCUCUCUUCAAUCUAAACGACGCACAGCCUCCUAGCUCCGUCGUGAAGCCCAGCCACCACCACCACAAUGGUGGUUCCCAACCUCUCAUCACUUCACGGAUCUGCCAAGAACCGUGGCAGAUCCAGUUCCAGUUCCAGGACCAGGUCAUUAAAAUUAUCGGGUUGAUUUCAAUCCAACCGUUUUUCGGAGGAGAGGAGAGAACAGAUUCGGAGAUUUGGUUGCAGAAAAGUCCAAUCGUUUCGUUGGAACGAACUGAUUGGCUUUGGAAGGUGUUUUUGCCUCAAGGGUCGGAUAAGGAUCAUGAGGUAGUUAAUGUGAGUGGGCCCAACGCAGUUGAUAUUUCGGGUUUGGAGUAUCCGGAAACAGUUGUGUUUGUUGGGGGAUUCGACCCGUUACAGGAUCGGCAGAGGAGUUACUAUGAGUGGUUGAAGAAAUCUGGGAAACAGGCUCCCUUAAUCAAGUAUGCAGACAUGAUGCAUGCGUUUUAUGUGUUUCUGGAAUUGCCUCAGUCGUCUCAGUUGAUAGCACAGCCAGCCUCCCCUCCUGAGUGCCAUGGUUCAUGCCAUAUACAGCAGGACUAGUGAUAUGCAAUUGGUUAGAAAAUCUCUCCCUGCACUUCUCAAAGAGUAUCACUUUUGGAAUUCAGGAAUACAUAAGGUGACCAUUCAAGAUGCUCAAUCUUGCAACCACACCUUGAAUCGGUAUUAUGCAAUGUGGAACAAACCCAGGCCUGAAUCUUCAACAAUUCCAAGAAGGGGGUGCUUUGAAAUACGAGAAAAAGGUGGCGAGACAUUCAUCAGUCUUCUGGUGAAAAACUUCCCUUGUUUGGAUGCUCGAUUGUCCGACAUAUGCAUCAGUACUUCGGCAGCUCCAACUUAUCUUCCUACCUACCAAUUCAAGAACCAAGAUAAUGAAGGGAAUGUUCGAAAAUUCAAUCUUAUAGAUGGUGGUGUUGCUGCAAACAAUCCGGUAUAUAAUCAUUUAGAGAGAAAGUUAAUUUUAAAUUGCAUAUUUGAUGCUCAACUUUUGACAUUUAUCUAUUGAAUUGAAUUCGUGAAAUUGAGUACACUCUAAAACUGUGGAGCUUAUGAUAUGGCA
Molecule: messenger RNA, 1603 nt
Organism: Quercus robur (English oak)
Lineage: Eukaryota; Viridiplantae; Streptophyta; Magnoliopsida; Fagales; Fagaceae
Product: trehalase-like
Exons: 5
Coding region: 1058-1549 (163 amino acids)
Biological process (GO): trehalose catabolic process
Molecular function (GO): glycerophospholipase activity; alpha,alpha-trehalase activity; monoacylglycerol lipase activity
Source: RefSeq, a predicted model, not a curated record